Molecule: messenger RNA, 1314 nt
Organism: Oikopleura dioica
Lineage: Eukaryota; Metazoa; Chordata; Appendicularia; Copelata; Oikopleuridae
Source: the annotation of a GenBank genome assembly
AUGAAAGAAACCAUAAAAAUCCUCGAUCGGUCUAGCGUGGCCCGCGGCCGGGGCGCUGCAAUUUUCCAGCGUAAGCUCUCAUCCCAAAACGUAGAUCAUGGUCUUGAAUUCUAUUUUAUGAGCUUCAAUGUCGCCCUUGCUGAGAAAUCCGGACAAGUGAGUACGACCUAUGUAAGCUACAAUCCGAGAGAAGUCCUGACGCCAGCUGGAAUCAUGAGGAAAUCGCGAAAGAAGACGCUUUACACGAUCGUAGCCUGCUUUGUUUUAGGUGUCAUUUUAUGGAGUCGUUAUUCUAGCGAAUUUUUCGAAGGAAGCAUUUCCCGUGAAAAAUCAAAUCAUCGAGUAGCAAAGCUGACCGCUUCGGUGAAUGCAACAGAAAAACCGAAACUAUCUCAAAAGUCAAAAUUCGCAAAAUUCUUCGAUCAGAAAGAAGUUUCCAAAGAGGGUAUUUUCCCGCUUCCUGAGAGGAGAAAACUCAUUCCAGAAAGGCCGCCCAAUUCAGACAUCCCACUUCGUUUUUACAAAUCGAAGCCAGGCUCCAACCCUCAUGAUUACGAUUAUAUUCUGAACCCAUUCGACGCUUGCGCAUCAGAGGAAGAAGUUUUCCUUCUAGUCAUGGUUGCAUCUGCCAGCUGGGAAUUCGACAGACGAAAGCUGAUCAGGGAUACUUGGGCUUCUCAAAAAGCACAAGGCCAAGCGAUCAAGUACAUCUUCUUCGUCGGAAACGACAACAAACCGAAGAAUCGGUUCAAAUUGGAGGAAGAAUUCAAAGAAUACAACGAUUUAGUGUUGGAAGAUUUCGACGAAACUUACAGAAAUCUGACAUUGAAAACGAUCGGCCAGUUGAAAUGGGGAACAUUGUUCUGUCCAAACGCUCGUUUCGCGCUGCACAUCGAUGAUGACGUCUUCGGGCAAGUGAACGACAUCGUCAGCUAUUUGUCAGGAAUCAAGGCCUCCCGCUUCCUCGGCUGUUCGAAAGUGUUCCAUCCGAUCGUGCGGCGGGAGGGGAAGUGGGACAUGUCUCGCGAGGACUACCCCGGCGACCAGUAUCCACUCGGCUGUGUUGGUUGGUGUUUCGCGAUGUCGCGCGAUGUCAUGAACGAGCUCUACUACAUGGCGCUGGAUACGCCACUUAUUCACCUCGAAGACGUCUCCACAACCGGCAUUCUUCGCGAAAAGAUCGGCAUUACUGGAGUCACAAAAAUGCCGGGCGACGAGAAAUGGUGUCAACAUCUCGGCUGGCCAAAGGACAAGCCCGUCGAACAGAAGCUCCUGGAAAGCUGGGAGAGCUACAGUAGCAAGUCACAAUUAUAA